Molecule: messenger RNA, 4971 nt
Organism: Pyricularia pennisetigena
Lineage: Eukaryota; Fungi; Ascomycota; Sordariomycetes; Magnaporthales; Pyriculariaceae
Exons: 2
Coding region: 1-4971 (1656 amino acids)
Biological process (GO): lipid transport; transmembrane transport
Cellular component (GO): intracellular membrane-bounded organelle; membrane
Molecular function (GO): lipid carrier activity; ATP hydrolysis activity; ABC-type transporter activity
Source: RefSeq, a predicted model, not a curated record
AUGGCGUUCAUCCGGCAAACCAUCACGCUUGUCAAGAAAAACUUCCUCAUCAUCAUCGUGCGCCAUUCGACAUCGACGGUACUUCGCGCUUUCUUGUUGCCAAUCUUCCUCGCGGCAUUCCUCAGUUUCGCUAGGUUCUUCUUUGUUCCUCCGGCGCGCAACGGUAUCGCCGAUUCGCUAGCCAUCAGGUCGCUGGAGGAUAGCUUGCGCGUGGCGGGCGAGACCUCUAGGAACACGGUUGUCUUCGUCGAUGGAGGUCACAAAACUGGCGACAUUGACAGGGUCAUCAACAAUCUGACUGCUCAGGUUGAGACUGCCGGCAAGACUGUUUUUCGACUUGACAGGGAAAACCAAAUCCAGAGGGAGUGCAAGAGUUCGCUGAGGGGCGUGUCACGAUGCUAUGGUGCCGCAGUCUUCAACGGCUCACCCGACUUUGGUGGAGUAUGGAACUACACAAUACGCAUGGAUGGCGGCUUGGGUCCCGUGGCUCGUAUCGACACCCAGUCGGACAAGCGUGACGCCCAGAUCUUCAUCCUGCCGUUCCAGCGCGCCGUCGACGCUGCCAUCACCGGCCUAAACUCAUCCAGUAACUCGAGCCCUCUGAGCAACUCGCAUGAAUAUGUCUUCACCGGUCUCACCCAGCAGGAGAGGGAAGAGGAAAUUCGGGUGAGGUAUCAGCAGGCAGUCACGAACUUUAUGGGCGUCGCCUUCAUUCUUGCCAUCAUUGGAAUAUGCUACCACUUGACAGGUUUCAUGGCCACGGAGCGGGAAAUCGGCAUGUCCACACUUAUCGAGUCCAUGAUGCCCACGAGACAGCGCUGGCAGGCACAGGCAGCACGGUUGCUUUCAUACCACAUUGCCUUCGACGUCAUCUAUCUGCCGGGAUGGAUCAUCGGUGCGCUUAUCCUACAACUGGGUGUUUUUCGCCAUACUAGCACCGCCAUGUAUGUAUUUUACAACAUCACUGCUGGCCUGGCCCUUUCUUCCAUGUCCAUCUUCGGGGCUGCCUUUUUCAAAAAGGCUCAGCUGAGUGGCGUCUUGGUCACAAUCGUCUACUGUGUGCUCGCCAUAGUCGCGCAGGCCAUCUCCUACCCCAGCACCGCGCAGGUUACGGUUCUGAGCCUGCUGUUCGCGCCAUGCAACUAUGUCUACUUCAUUACAAACACUGCUCGAUGGGAGGCGAAAAAGUGGCCUACCGACUUGACCGACGUCCCACCAAACAGUGCCUGGGACAUACCAGCUAUCUGGCUUUGGGUUUUCUUGGCAAUACAGAUCAUUGUCUACCCGAUUAUAGGCGCUCUUAUCGAACGUUACCUUUACGGUACGGCCACCAAGGGCCGCAACAUCGUCAAUGGAAGCGAAUUGGGAGGCGAAGCCGCGGUUCGACUCGAAGGCUUCACCAAGAUCUACAAACCUGGUCUCAUCCGGCGCAUGUUCUCGUUCAUCUCGAAGCCCAAACCCCCGGUGCGUGCUGUCGACGGCCUCACCCUGAGCGCCGGGCGUGGUCAGAUUCUCGCGCUGCUGGGCGCCAACGGCAGUGGAAAGAGUACCUCGUUGGACGCCAUCGCCGGUAUCAACAGGCUGACCAGCGGCAGCAUAACGAUUGACGGAACCGGAGGCUUGGGUAUCGCACCGCAGAAGAACGUACUGUGGGACGACGUCACUGUUGAGGAACACAUUCGGAUAUUCAACAGUCUCAAGGCGCCAACCAACAAGUCCAGCAAAGAAGAGAUCCGCCAGCUCGUCGAGGCCGUGGACCUGACCAAGAAGAUCAAGGCCAGGUCGAAAACUCUGUCCGGCGGCCAGAAGCGCAAGCUGCAGCUGGGUAUGAUGCUGACAGGUGGAAGCGCGGUCUGCUGCGUGGACGAAGUCUCGAGUGGUCUCGAUCCACUCAGUAGGAGAAAGAUCUGGGACAUUCUACUGGCUGAGCGCGGCAAGAGGACUAUGAUUCUGACAACUCACUUCCUCGACGAGGCAGACCUGCUGGCUGAUCACAUUGCCGUGCUUUCCAAGGGUACGUUGCGUGCAGAGGGCUCCUCGGUGGAGCUGAAGAACAGGCUUGGCGGGGGUUAUCGCAUUCACUUCCUGAAGACCAAGACUCUCCAAGACGGCCCGGUUGUUGAUGGUGUCACCAAGAAGGUCUCGUUCGAUAUCAUCAGCUAUAUUGCUCCUUCGUCGGCGCUAGCUGCCGAAGUCAUCCGGACCCUGGAGGCCCAUGAAAUCCGCGACUACCGCUUCUCUGGACCGACAAUCGAGGACGUGUUCUUGCAGCUGGCCGAAGAAGUCAAGGGUGAAACUGACGCCGCGUCAAGGGGCAGCCAGCUGGCGGCGGCGAGUCUGCAGGGAGGCAAGGUCGAAAAGACCUAUUCUUCGGAAGUGGUCACCCCCGACUCGGAGAAGGACAACCUCGAGCUGAUGUCCGGAAACAAGGUUGGGAUCCCUCGACAGGCCAUUGUUUUGUUCCGGAAACGAUGCACAGUCUUCAAGCACAACUGGUUCCCCUCGUUCGCCGCUUUCAUCAUCCCCAUCUUGGCGGCAGGCCUGUGUACGCUCUUCAUUCGCGGACAGUCUCCGGCGGGGUGCUCCACGCAGGAGACGAGAAGGAGUGAGGACAUCUUUAGUAGCGACGAUGACGACAACAAACUGCUGAUGCUCUACGGGCCAGCGAGUCGAUUGUCACAGCAAGCUCUUGUAGGGAUGAUGGGAAGAAUCAUGGGUGUUUCGGGCGACUCCACCGGCGGCGGCGGCGGCGGCGGCGCUGGCGCUUCCACCGGUGCACAGGGCCAGCCCAACCUCAACAACAUGUUCCAGAAUGUCACUUCUUUCGACGAGUUUACCAGGGGCAUCAUUGAUCGGCGCAAGGAAGUCCAGCCUGCCGGCUUUUGGCUGGGAGAUUCCAAUAACCCACCGACCUUGGCCUACUCCUCGAUCCCGGAAAUGCAGAAUGCCUUCUUUGGACAGAACAUUCUGAACAUGGCCUUGACCAACACAACCUUGGUUGCCAAAUACGCCGCUUUUGACACGCCAUGGCAAGAUAAUACAGGCAACUCACUCCAGCUGCUUGUCUAUAUCUGCCUUGCACUCUCUGCAUAUCCAGCCUUCUUCGCUCUGUAUCCCAACGUUGAAAGGAGACGCUUCGUUCGUGGUUUGCAGUACUCCAACGGUGUCCGGCAAUUCCCUCUCUGGAUCGCAUAUGUCCUCUUUGACUUUAUCAAUGUCAUUGUGUCAUCGGCCAUUGUCAUAGGACUGUUUGUGGCUAUUGCAGAUGUGUGGUACCACGCAGGCUAUCUGUUCCUCAUCCUUGUCCUUUACGGGUUGUGUGCGAUUCUUUUGGCUUACAUCAUCUCGAUAUUUGCGUCGAACCAGCUCUCGGCGUAUGCAUUCACUGCCGGCUUCAACGCCGUCAUGUUUCUGGUCUAUCUGAUCGGCUACAUGGCGACUAUCACCUACGCCCCAGUCGAUAAGGUUGACUCGUCCCUGCUGGUUGUGAACUUUGUUGUGUCGGCCUUUGCACCCAUCGGCUCUGCCGUUCGGGGAUUUUUCAUCGCGCUGAACCUCUUCUCCUCGACGUGUCAAGAUCAGGAAUUGGCGUCAAAUCCGGGAGGUUUCCUUCAGUAUGGCUCUCCCAUCAUGUACCUGAUCAUCCAGGCCAUCCUGCUCUUCUUGCUGCUCCUCUGGUUGGACAGCGGCACCAUCCGGGCUACAUGGCAGCGUCUCUUUGCCCGCAAGAACAAGAACUCCAACCAACAGGCCGCCGAUAUCUCGGACGAGGAGGUGGCCGGCGAGCUGGUGCGCGUCACGUCAUCGGCCACAGAUCCCUCGCGGCGCAGGCAAGAGACCAAGGGCGUCGGCUCGUCCGACAAGGACGGGUUGCAGGUGGUGCACGUAACCAAGACUUUUGGCAAGAACACGGCCGUCGACAAUGUCACCUUUGGGGUCAAGCACGGCGAGGUGUUUGCGCUACUGGGCCCCAACGGUGCUGGUAAGUCGACCAGUCUGAACAUGAUUCGGGGUGACCUCCAGCCCUCGCCCGGCGGCGAUGUCUUUGUCGAGGGCAUCUCGGUGUCCAAGCAACUGGCCGCCGCCCGCGCCAACCUGGGCGUCUGCCCGCAGUACGAUGCCAUCGACGUCAUGACGGUGACAGAACAUCUCAAGUUCUAUGCCCGCGUCAGGGGUAUUGCGGACGUCGACCGCCAGGUCGAGGCUGUCAUCCGGGCCGUCGGGCUCGAGCUUUUCCGUGACAGACAGGCGUACGCGCUGUCGGGUGGUAACAAGCGCAAGCUGUCGCUUGGCAUUGCGCUGAUGGGCAACCCGUCCGUCAUUCUCCUGGAUGAGCCGUCAUCGGGCCUGGAUGCGGCCGCCAAGCGGAUCAUGUGGCGUACUUUGGCCGGCACCGUUCCAGGGCGGUCGAUUCUGCUGACGACGCAUUCCAUGGAGGAGGCGGAUGCGCUAGCUGGACGAGUUGGAAUUCUGGCCAAGAGGAUGCUUGCAAUGGGCUCUGCAGACAACCUGCGCCACCGCUUCGGCGACCUCUUACACGUCCACAUCGUACUCAAGGGUGCGCCCCGCACGUCGGAUGCCGACGCAGCGCGCGUGAGAGACUGGAUUGUUCAGACUCUCCCCGGCGCCGAGGUCGAGGAGAAGGUCUACCAUGGACAGCUGCGGUUCUCGGUACCGGCCAGCGCGGUGUCGGGUCAGCGACAACGAACGACAGAAGGUGGCGAGGGCGACGAGAUCACGAGGGAAGGCCAGGCGUCCAGCGGUCGCAGCUCACAGAGCGCCGUCGGCAAGCUGGUGGUCAUGCUCGAGGAGAACAAGCACCUGGGUAUGGAGCACUACGCCGUCAGCCCCACGACUCUGGAUCAGGUGUUUUUGACCAUCGUCGGCAAGCACAACAUCAAAGAGGAGGGUUACAAUGAGGACGAGAAGCCAACGGGCUGGAGGAGGUUGUUUGGGCGGCGUAAGGCGUAG